UCAACCUCCUGAGGCGCUCUUCACGACUGUGCGCGUGUGUGUGGACCAUUUUAAGUUCUUAGGGAUUUGGACAUCGAGGAACUUGAAGCACUCGACCCGCUCCACUGCAGCCCUGUUGAUGUGGAUCCAUGUAAUCCAGGGCUUUUGAUUGGGGAAGCAGCGAACAUUCACUGUAGGGACAACGACGCCGAUGCAUUUCCUAAUGAAGCUGGUGAUGGAGGUGGUUAUCUCGUCGAUGUUAUCGUCAAUCAGCACUAGUUAAGCAGUCCUGUAGAAUAAUCUCUGAUUCUGGUGACCAUUUCUCAAUGGAGCGAGUCACGGGUAAUUCCUGUUUGAGCUUCUGCUUGUAAACAGGAAGCAGGAAUACGGAGGCAUUUCUGAUUUGCCUAAUGGCGGACGAGGGAGGGCCUUGUAUGCUUGCUUGUGGGUAGAAUACCAGUGGUCCAGGACUUUAUGGCCCCACGUGUUGAUGGAAGUUGGGCAUCACGUGUCCUAAUGAAGCAGAAUUAAAAUCGCCGGCAACCAGAAAAGCAGCUUCUGGAUGUUUUCCUGUUUGGUUAUAGCCUCGUAUAGUUCGGUUCCCACUGCCAUCCAGGAGUCUAGCUCUCAGAGGGAAAUGAUUCCGCAUGAAGCUGACGGACGGCUCUCUUCCUCUCUCCACGGAAACGGCAGGUGUGACUCUCGCUGCUCCCACGGCAACAGCAGGUGUGCCCCUCUCUGCUUCUUGCUGAGCCAGAACCAGUCGUCCGACAGACGCUGAGCUACAGGACAGGACAGACCCCUCCGUCCCUCUCUACCUCCUCCACCCUACCCCCUCUAACUUACCCCCUACCCCCUCUAACUUACCCCCUCCAACCUACCAGUCCCCUGGCCCCAGCCACCCACACAACCAGCAGGAGGGCCUACUCUGUCAACGAGGAAAACCAGGUGAAGCCAAGAGACAGAGAGAGAGUGAGGGAGACAGCCAAAGACAGGAGUGAAAUAGAGAGUGAACGAGGGAGAGACAAAGAUAGAAACAGAAAGAGAAAACUGGAGUACAAGAGUUCUAAAGUGAUUGUGUGAGAGAGACGAGCCAAGGCGAGUGUAUGUAACAGGAAGUUGAGAGAGAAAAGAUAACAGUAUGAAGUCCAACCAGGAGCGCAGCAACGAGUGUCUGCCCCCCAAGAAGAGAGAUUUCCCAGCAAGCACUGUGGACGAGAGGCCCCUUGUGAUGGCGCCCACCAGUGAGAGCCAGCGCGGAGAGAACCUGGCAUGGCUGGCCAGCGUAGCCAGCGGGCACAGCAGCGGGCACGAUAGAGACAGUGGCGGAGGUGGCGGAGAUGGCGUAGAUGGCGGUAGAGGUGGGCAGCGUACCAGCACUCCCAGUGAGUCUGACGGGCCACAGUACAAACCGCUAUGCUCCACCAUCACCACACACACAGACUUCCUGGUCCCUUCCUCUAUCUGCUCCAUCUCCUCCUCUUCAUCACAUCAGCCCAGAGUGGUGACCACAUCCCUCCCUGCCAUGUACACCUCUCCUCUGUCCCAACCAGGAGGGGCCAUCCACUACACCCAGCUGCCCCCCAACCUCCAGUUCAUCAGUUCCCCUUACACAGGCCCCUACGCUGGCUACAUCUCCUCCCAGCUCCUCCCUCCCCCGCCACCCACCUCCACAUCCCAACGCUCCCACCCUGACCCCUACCCCAACACCACCAUUACCUCCCAGUCCCAGAUCUCUAGUUCCUCUCUGAGCGUGGCCCCCCAGACUGCCCCCUCGCCCCACAGUGGGACCCACCACCUGCCCCUGCACCUGCAUCCCCACCCCCAACACACCCUGGCCCUCAGCGGGGGCUCCCAGGUGCUGGUCCAGUACGCGGGCCCCGGCCCCGAGGGGCACCUGACUAAGAGAGAAGAGGGCCGGCCCAGGGAGCUGCACAACGGAGAGCUGGAGAAGAGGGGCCGCUAUGAGAGAAAGGAAAGCAAAGGAACCCCCUCCUCUUCUUCCUCCUCCUCUUCCUCUCAGUACCACCAACUCCACCAGCAGCAGAGCUCACAGCAUCACUAUGAGGCCUACACCUCCCAUGAUGCAUCAGGGCUACGGACCUCUCUAAUGCUAGUGCCCAACAGCCACGGAGGACCAGACCACCACAGCCCCAACAAACUACCGCCCUCCUCUGCCUCGCAUGCAGAGAAAGGCAGCCUCCUCUUGGGUAAACCUGUGUCCUGCACCCCCUCCUCCUCCACCUCCUCCACGUUCACCUUCCCCCCUCCGCUCAGUGUGGAAAGUCUGAAGGCGGCUGUCAGCUCCCUGUCCCCUCACACCCACACGGUCAUCCAGACCACACACAGCGCCAGCGAUGCGUCGCCCCUCUCCCUGGGCCAACUCUCCACCAACUUCUACCAGGCUGGCCCCGGCGGGCAGCCCAUCAUCGGCUACCUGGCUGGGAGUGCAGGGGGGCAGCAGUACCACACCAGUCUGCCCCAGCACCUGCUUAUCCCAAGGGCCCCAGGGUCUCAACCUAUCAUCAUCCCCGUCAGUGGGGCCGGGGUCACCAGCCUGGAGGCUGCCCAUGCUGCCCACAUAGCCACCACAACCCAACCACAGCCCUUCCCCACCACACUACCCCACGCUUACGUCACCACCACUACCAACCCUAAACGUAACCCCAACCCUAAAGAUGAGCAUCUAUUCGAGGUCCCGGCGCCCUAUCCCCCUCUCUCCCACCCUGCCGGGGGCACUGUAGUCCAGGCCCAGCUACACCUCCCCGUGGUCCCAGCCCCCCCGGCCCCCUCCUCAGCCCCCUCGCUGCCUCCCUACUUCAUCAAGGGCUCCAUCAUCCAGCUGGCGGACGGGGAGUUGAAGCGCGUGGAGGACCUGAAGACGGAGGACUUCAUCCAGAGCGCUGAGAUCAGCAGCGAGCUGAAGAUAGACUCUUCGACCGUGGAACGCAUCGACGGCAGCCACACGCCCAACUUCGCCAUCGUACAGUUCUCCGUGGGCGAGCACCGCGCUCAGGUGAGUGUGGAGGUGCUGCUGGAGUAUCCCUUCUUCGUAUUCGGCCAGGGCUGGUCAUCGUGCUGCCCGGACCGGACCACUCAGCUGUUAGAACUACCCUGCACCAAGCUAACAGUGGGGGACGUCUGCAUCUCCCUCACCCUGAAGAACUUGAGGAACGGCUCCCUGAAGAAGACGCAGCAGACCCAGAACCAGGCUAUUGAGAUCACUACCAGCUGCAAUAUGGGCUCCAUCCACGGGCCCCUCAAAUCCUCCAGGUCAGCCAGGCACGGGGAGCAGGAGAACGGGGUGGGCCAGAGAGGCUCCAGGAGUGGAUGUGGGAGUGUGGUGGUUGGAGCAGGUGGAGGUGUUCAGAUCGCCUCAGAGAAUGGGGAACUGAGGUUCGGCGCCGGGGGAGAAGCCAACUCGAAAGGAGGCCAGCCUGGAGAUUCAGAAUCCAGCGGUGGUGCCGCCAAGCCGGUGAGCCGCAAGAGGAGAUGGUCGGCCCCCGAGGGCCGUAAGGUGGAGAGGAGCGAGAAGGAGCCCCCGUUGACUCUGCCCAAACCUUCCUUUAUCACUCAGGAGGUAAAGAUCAGCAUCGAAGGCAGGUCAAAUAUAGGCAAGUAGUGAAGGCAGGAGAUUAAAACAAGACUGUUAAUUCAAAUGGGGAUUGGAUGGAGAGAUUUAAAAAAGAAUGAAAAAAAGAAAGAAAGAAUGCCCACAUAAAAGUUUCAUUUUAGCUACUUUGUUGUAGAUUUUAUUUCUUGUUUUUAUUUUCUACCUGGAUGAAUGUACUGUAGGCAAAAUUUUACCCAGUACUUACAUGUUAUCACCUUAUAUUAAGUUAAGUUGGUAAUAACAUUGUAAUAGAUCCGUUUGGUAUUACGUAAACAAGCAACCGGUGCAAUUGUUUUGGGUUGGUUCCACAAAUCUCUGGGCAAGGGGAUUUGUGAAGUAUUGUAAAUGUUUUAUUUGUGGGUUUGUGGCACACAAAAGCACUGCGUGAUACCUCUCUGGUCAUUUGAUGGCUGCAGGUGGACAAAUACAUUAAAUUAAUAAAACAUGUAGUUAGCUUUCCAAUAGGGCCUGGGGACAUGACUAAACGGGUGUAAUGUAGCUCCGUGAGUGAUGUCACUUCCUUUGUGAUGUCACUUCCUGGUAAAGGCACUACUGACGAGAGUGUUCAGGAUGUCUGGACUGAAUCACUCUCCACGCCACCUGUUGCCUUGGUGGCAGACUGAGUUGAUAUGAUGUCAUCUAUCCCGAGCGACUCAAGAUGUCUUUAGAUAAGACACAGUUCAAAAAGGGUCUGUAACCAUUUUAAACUCUCAUGACUAGAAGAGGAUUUGUAAUAACAUAUUUUAUUUGUCUCUGACAUAAGGUUAGAACUACACAUCUAGUCCUAAACAAGGGGUCACCGGAUGCCUCGACACUCAUCCAUCUAGACCACUUAGCUAGGUGAUGUCAUCCAGCAGGCCAGUCCAGCCAGGUGAGGUCAUCGGGCGGCGCCAGUGUGCCUCCAGAAAGAGGGAACUCUUCCUUCCUUUGUUAUGUUUUGGUGACACUGAAGUCUUUAUGUUAUUAUUUUUGUUUCUGAAACAUUUUUAUUUGAACUUUUUUAUUUAGUUUUGCUUGUCAAUUUUUCCCUUUUCACCUUUGAACCUCUCCUAUCUUGCCCAGUGAGUUGAUAAUGAUAUAUUUGAUGAUUGUCUAAAGCUUUGAGAUCAGGGGUCACAUACUGUAUGGACGUAUAGUUUGAACCAGGGUGGUUAAGUUAAAUAUCUAUGUUAUUCCUUUAUACCCUAACAAUGCAUACUUUUGCAAUCACACUGGGUUGACAUGAACUAUGAAAAUAGGAAGAUGAUUAUACAUAAUCCUUAUUACUUGGUGCAACCUUUUUAUUUGUAUUCUUAUGGAGAGAGAGGCAGAAAGAAAGAGGUUUCAUCCCAAAUGGCACCCUAUUUCAAUAUAGUGUGCUACUUUUGACCAAGGCCCUAUCCCUAUUGGCCCUGGUCAAAAGUAGUGCACUAUGUAGGGAAUAGGGGGCAAUUUGGGACUCUGUCAGAAAGUCAGUGUUGAGUCUUUAGAGACGAGAGGGAAAGGAUGUUGUGUUGCAGCACUUUCAUUUGCACACCUGUCACACUCACCAACUGAUGAUAACACAACUAUUAUUAUUGUUAUUAUUAUUAUUAUUAUUAUUAUUGGUCUCUUCAUUAACACAGUACUGUAUGUUUUUGUUAUUUUGACUUGAGGAAGAAGUAGAACUCUGUGGCAGCAGCACUUUUGAACGAUGAAGGGGUCAUGAUGAUGUCUUGGGGUCACGGGGUCACAUGACCUUUGAAAGGGAUGAAUGUGACAGGUGAUGGAGUGAGUGCCAGUUAGGAGAGGAAAGAAAGAGAGAAGAGGAAUAUAGAAGAAGAUAUAAUAUCAGAAGAGUGCUUUUUGUUGAGGCACUUUACUCAAAUCAAAACAUGCUUUUCAAAAUAUGCGUGUGGUCAAAAAAUUUACUUUUCGACACAUAACUGCCUUGUCAAGGAUAUGAAAAAGAAGAUUGGGUAGAGCAUGGGAAUAGGUGUGGGAAUGUCCAGCUAUGUUGUGGACGACACUGAGACAGUUAUCGACGCUCUGGCCACAGAAUUUCUGAAGGGUGUCAUAUACAUCAUAUAUGUAUGCAUAAUGCAUGAAUGCAGGAAUGUGUAAGUGCACACAAACUCACACACACACGGAAUACAGUACACACACAGACAGGCACUCUCCUAAAGGAGAGGAUUGUAUGUAUUUCAUACUUGUUGAUAUACAUUUAAUAUGUAUACAAAUACUUGUGUGACAUAGAUAUUUCCCCUUGAUGAAGCCAAGAUAUUUGAGUUGCAGACGAAGAUGAUAGUCUCAGUGCUCUGUGCAGUGUGUGUUUGUUGGUGUGCGUGUGUGUGUGUGUAUGUGUUUGUAUAUGUGUAUAGAAAUAUCAUAUAACUUAAUAUGAUAUAUCCAAUGUUAAAUUUCCAGUGUUUCUGUUUUUUGAGUUUUACUUAAGAGAAUCUUGCAAUUUGCACAUCUGGAGAGGUAGUCAGUUGGGUGACAUUACUUUUUGACUGUGUUCAAAAUAGCACCCUAUUCUCUAUACAGUGCACUGGCCAAAAGUAGUGCACUAUAUAGGGAAUAGGAUGCCAUUACAGACACAACUAUGUUUUCAGCCAUUUUGCACACACACACACACACACACACACACACACACAGAGCUGAAACCCCAUUUUACUGAAUUGUAGCAGUUAUUUAACAAGUGUGCUCCAUGCUGAUUGUCUCCAAUGCUCUCGGCUCUGCUCCUCAUUGGACCACCACACUGUCACUCACACCUGUGGCAUGUCCAAGUCCCGCCCACUUGUUGGGGGUUUGGUUGAGAGUCAUUGUGGAGCCGGGGGCGGGGCCACCAGCAGGUACACCUGUUGAGCUCUCUGAUUUUCAGGUGUGUUUAGGUGGUAGAAGAUGUGGCAGAGAACGAGAAGUAUGUAGAAGUUGCUUCUAACCACUGAUCUAGGUUCAGAUGUUUAGUUCAUCCGCCUAAUGGUUAGUGUUAGGAGUGGGUGGAGGCCAGAGGAGGCUGGUGGGAGGAGCUAUAGGAGGACAGGCUCAUUGUAAUGGCUGGAAUGGAAGUUUGGAACGGAGUCAAACAUGUGGUUUCCAUAUGUUUGAUGCUUUUGAUACUGUUCCAUAUAUUUAAUUCCAGCCAUUCCAAUGAGCCCGUCCUCUUAUACCUCCUCCCACCAGUCUCCUCUGGUGUAGGCUAAUCUGAUCCUAGAUCUGAGGUUAAGAACAACUCCUACAUGGAGCGUGGCGAAAUAGGAGGAUGGAUGCGGGUGAUCGGCGUGGUGAUGGACGGAUGGAUGUGUGACUUGGAUGGAUGGAUGGAUGGAUAAAGACAGAUGGAUGGUGGUGGUGGUGAGUGAGUAUACACCCCGUAUAGGUUUGAAAAUGCUUUAUUUUAUAUAAUAAAACAGGGUUUCUCAGAUCAACGCCACGGCAGUGCAUUUUCAUUUUUUCUUUUAUAACAUUGUUUUAUUAUGUCUUCUACAGGUAGUUUAUGAAAAUGUCCAUGUCUGUGUGUAUAUGUGUGUGUGUGUGUGUGUGUGUGUGUGUGAGAAUCUUUGUGUCUUUUUGUAGGGCAGGAUGGGUAUAGUAAUGACUGUUCCUUCUAGAGCUUCACCAAACUGGGUAAAAUAGUAUUAGUAUUAGUAUUAGUAUUAGUAUUUUAACCAUUAGGUAUAGAUGCCGUAUCUUCAUUUGAUCAUCCUGUUGUUGCAGGAGUUUCCCUGCACAGCAAGAAAUUCAAACUUGUAGUGUAUUCAAGGUUUAAAAAUGCUUCUUACGUUUGUAAUUUCCACUUUAAAAUGUCAGACUUGAUUUGCCCUAAUGAAAAAUGUAUCAACCCCUAUAAUUUUUUUAAAUAUUAAUUAUAAUCCACAUAAAUAUUCAUAUUUGCUGCAGGAUGUUGCUGCAAGAUUAUUUUCCAGCUGUGUGAAACUGGCUCAAAUUAAGAUACGGAAUCUGUCUAUGGUUUUGCAUUCAUACACAUUGAACCAAAAUGAGACCCUGGUUGAGUUAAGUAUUGUUCUGACUGACUUACCCCUCCUAAACUCUCAUUAUGGGAAAAUAGAGCAAAACAAUGUCACCAAUCAAACCCUUUCAGGUAACGUUUUCUAGUGCAAAUGCAUAGCAUCAUGGCAGUUGUGUGUGGGCUGCUUUCCAAUAGCAAUAGACAGACAACAAGCAUACAGUAGAACCCAUUAGAGUUUUCCUCCUCUCAUACCUCCCUUUGAUGGCCAGCCACAGAUGGGGGGUGAAGCUGUGUCUCUAGAGAGCAAACUAGUUAAAAGCCUUUCCUCUCAUCGCUCUCUCUGGCUGGCUAUAACAUGUAAAUCAUUCCUUCUAGAAGCUCUGCAAUAAAAACCUUCUCCCUCAAUGUUAGAACCAAAAUAAAGAGCUGCUUCCACACACACACCCUUGAAAGAACUCAGCCAGCCGUUAACAUACCAGCCUAGUCAUUUUAGCAUCUUUCAAUUCCUAUUAAGUUGUUGCAGUUGCACGGCCUGCCAUUCAAAAAAUUCAGGGAGAUUUUCACAUAUGCAGUGACAGACUGUUCAGUAUGGACUACAGUACACAUUAUGCUACACCCACUAGUGACCUCUAAUCUCUGACUCCUAGUUCAGGUAGCCAUGGCCAGCCAGCCUCUGUUAUACCCUUUCUAGAACCUCAGCAGCCAGUUAGUUAUUUUACCCUCAGCAACCGCUAGCUACCUUCUAUCAAUGGCCUGGCCUUACAUGUGCAACUGCCUUUUUCUUCCCCCUAGCACAGUUUCUUUCCGCUCUCUAGUUCCCACACACACACUCACUUUUUAUUUUCUGUUCGAGACAUAUUAAGUAACAGUGUUCAUACACCAGUGGAGAUGUUUGCGUGUUGAGAUUAGUGUUAAGUGAACCCAGAGAUUCACCGCAGUUUGUUUUUCUUGUUUUAGGAGUAAACAAAAUAAACACACACACACACACACACACACACAUAUACAGGAAGCCACAUUCACCCGAUCUGCAAUGUCUGCUUAGGUCAGCUUCACAAUCAAAGCAGUGUGUCAGGUUAGUUGGAGAGGUGAGAGGCGUAGUGGGCAGGACAGGUAGGUGGUAGAGGACAGGACUCAAAGUAAGGGCAUGCAGUCAGGAGAUUUAGCCUAAUGUAUAAUAUAGUAUAGUGGACUGUUAUAAGGUUGUAGUAAGGUUGUAUUCAAGUUGUACUAAGAUUGUGUGAGGUUUAAAUAAAGUUGUAAUUAGAUGAAGGAGGGGACCGCAGAGCUUGUGGCAAUUACAUUGUUAGUCUGCUGUCUUUUUAAUUUCAUUUAGUGUCUUUUAUUUCUAGUUCAGGAACUCCCAGGUAGUCCCAGUUCUUAUCUAUCAGGAUAAUGAUUCCCGUUGCCCUUGGAAUCAUACUGUAUGUGCAAUAGUAUAAUUAGUAUAAUUUUCCUCUCCCAUUGUUGUGCCAAGUGUAUGUAGCAUUGUCCCUGUCAGAUGUUUGUUAGCCAUGUACUGUAUGUGUCUUUGUCCAUACCCCUUUACUGUGCCCCUACAAUGUCUUCAAUUUCAUUUGCCUCACGCUAGACAGACUUCUAGAACUCAGGAAGGGUUAGUGCAGAGUGGGUGGAUAAGAAUGGAGAUUGAGUGAGCAUAUUGCCUGUAUGUUGAGUGUCAAGCUGGCAGCAUAUGCAGGCCUACCGGUAUGUAGAAGUAUGUCUUUGACCUCAGUAAAUAGAAUGCUUUGUCAGUCAACGCUCCAGCUAGACGUUCAUUUACAGUCUGACUGUUAAGAAGCUGGAUUCUGUAAAUGAUUCUACAUUCUGCAGUCCAGGAAAACUGUCAGUCAGAGAGAGUGAUGUAAGAUAGAGAAGAAGAAAAAGAAUGGAUGAUAUCAGAAAGAAAGACAGAGACAGGCACCUGGCUAGGGAGAGGUGUACUGUACUUUCCAUUCUUGGGAUGUUUGAGGUGUUGUGACGGAGAGGUGAUAGUAACAUGAUGUCAGUGGUAGAGGUAUGUAUGUAGUGUUGACAUAAAGAGUUUCCCUGCCCUGGGGCUGUUGGCUUUCAGGUGGAUUUAUAAUGUUUAUCAGCCUCUGGUGAAGUAAGGGGACAUUCCUGUUCCAUUAGAAAGACUUGGGUGCUCUGUGUCAGUACCCUGCUGCUCAUCUGCAUCAUGUCAAUGUCUGUGUGAGAGUGUGGAGAGACAUGUUUGACUAAGGCUAGUUGCAUACAGGUAUGUGGAAAUAUGUGUGUGUACACUUUUCUGUUUAAACUUGAGAUUAUGUUGUCCCCACCAGCCUUUCGUAAUGAUGUUGUUUAUUUUCUGUGUGCGUGUGUAUAUGCGUGUGUGUGUGUGGUGUUCUCUCUUAUGGACUUUGAGAUCACUAGCCCUAACCCUCAUAAGGUCCAGAGAGAAAAGACAGAUGACAGAGUUAUUAUAACCUCAUAUAUUAGUGGGGACCACUUUUGUAAAACCAACCAAUAAAGAUGCACAUUUAAAGUAGCCGACUAACGGCGUAAACUUGAUACUGUUUCAGCACUUUCUAAACCCAGAGGAAAGGUCUGGUCUAAACCCUCAUGUCAGACCAAGGCCUUUCCCAGAGGUAUAACAUUCAAUCAUUAAUUCAUUCAAUACAGACAGAGAAUGAAAGAGAUAGAGAGAGAGAAAAACUAACCGAAAAAAAUAGACAGGAGAAAGAGAUGGAGAGACUGUUUGGAUUCAUUUUUUUGCACAUGGCCUUGUUGUAAACAGUAGUGUUUCCUCUCUUUGCUCCAUUUCGCCUAGCGUCCGGCACGUUCUUGGGUCCAACGAGUUAAGACGCUAGGCGGUUUCCUGGUUCCACAUUACUAACCAGGAAGUACCUUUCUCAUGGACGCACCCUUUUUUGUGUGUUCAGUUUGGUCCUAUUGUAUAAAAGACUUUUGCUUUCUUUAUUUACUUACCUUUUCGGAAUAGGACCUUUUCCUUGUUUUAGUCUCCUUUGUAGCACUUGACUCUGUCAGGAGACGUGAUUGGACGUCUGUUUGGGGAAUGUUUCAUGUGACUUUGUGACAAGCCUCCUCAUUGGAGGAGCACACACAGCUGACCUUGUCUUUUUUUAUUGGCUUAUUUACUUCUUGCACAAAUGACAAAUAUAAUGAAUGUUGGUGUGAGCUUCAGCGUUUUGAAAAGAAAAGGCAUGUGUUGUUGUUUUUAUUGUUUAUUGCCAUGUUGUUUUAUUUUAGUAAAUUUUUUGGCAAAAAAAAGAUCAUGAUUUUGGCACCUUUUUGUGUUUAAACUGAACAGAAUUCAAUCAGGAUUCCUUUGUUUAAACUUGACUGUUGUUUGACGUCUUGUCAAUAAAUGUCCGUACCGCUGGAUAACCAACUCAGGCAGAGAAAACUUCAACACACCCAUUAACCACAUGGUUAAGUCGUCCGUUCCCCCCCCUCAAUUUAAUGUUGGUAAGCUUUUCGAUAUGGGUUAUUACUAUAAUUAGUUAUUAUAUUUAUGUAAUAAAUAUAUAAAUAUAAUUUAUUGUA
Messenger RNA from Coregonus clupeaformis (lake whitefish), 11048 nucleotides. RefSeq names its product ataxin-1-like. Gene Ontology annotation, molecular function: RNA binding; protein binding. Lineage: Eukaryota; Metazoa; Chordata; Actinopteri; Salmoniformes; Salmonidae. The record is from RefSeq and is a predicted model, not a curated record. Gene Ontology annotation, cellular component: nucleus. The transcript is spliced from 3 exons. The coding region runs from base 1121 to 3601 and encodes 826 amino acids. Gene Ontology annotation, biological process: nervous system development; negative regulation of transcription by RNA polymerase II.